Messenger RNA from Sphaerodactylus townsendi, 1097 nucleotides. It is a transcript of the gene LG02H2orf80, whose product is annotated as linkage group 02 C2orf80 homolog. The record is from RefSeq and is a predicted model, not a curated record. Lineage: Eukaryota; Metazoa; Chordata; Lepidosauria; Squamata; Sphaerodactylidae. The coding region runs from base 244 to 801 and encodes 185 amino acids. The transcript is spliced from 8 exons.
UCCAAGCAACAGAUAAAAAUUCUUGCGCUUCUCCCAAGCAGCAGGGAAGCUCCCAUUAACGGCACCAGCCAGAACAGAGGAACCUCUUCAUCUGGUCGGGGACGAAAUGCUUUCCCGGUGAUAUUCAGCCAGAGAAUCCCCAGAGGCCAUGCACCAUUUUAAUGCCCAUUGAGCAGGGAUUCUCCAAAGUUUCGUUUGAUUGGGUCUGAAGCAAGAUUUCACUGCGGGCCGUUGCGCCAGCUCAUGGAGAGGAAACACUUGAAGAAAGAAAUAGGAAAACUUUUGGUAGAGUACGUUGGCAUCAGACUUCGGGAAAAUGCAUUUGAUCCCCAAGGGAAGAAGCAAACCAACUUUCUAGAUGACUUGGCUCAUCAUGACUUGGCUGCAAAUGCUGCUUUAUCUUGGCUCAGUGAUUUAGAAGCCCAAACAUCUUUGGGAAAUGAGAAAACGAAAUUGUCUCAAUGGCAGAAGAUUCUCUCUCUCAACAGGACUGAAAGGGAAGCUCUGAUUUUAUCAUCAUAUGCUGAGAUGGUAAUGAACAGCAUUCCCGUUGAAGAAGUCUUUCGGAUUUAUGGGGCAGGUCCUAUGGCUUCCCGCUGGCAGAGCUCGACAAAAGGCCACUUGAUACAUCCUCGUAACCUCUCGCGGCAUCCUUUUGCCAUGCUGACGGCUCCCAAAGCUGCGGAACACGCCUGGAAACAGAGUAUCAAGGCUCACAGGGCUUCCGCCAACCGAAAUCCCACCAGGAGUUCAACAGAAAGGACAGCCGCCAAUGACGAACGAGGAGGACUGCCAUUCUGAAGAACGCCACGCCCAUGGAAAGGAGGCUUUAGAAAAAAAUCCAGUGCAAACAAAUUCUGCCAAUAAUCUCACGAGACCCGGUCUUGUGCAAGUUUACUCCCUGUGUUCAUUAUGGGGCUUAUUCACUUGUCAGCGUACUGUGGGCUGAAGCCUAAAGCUGGAAGAGAAGAUGAGCUCCAGAGUCCAGAUUGCAACUCAAGAGCAAGAGAUGUUCAUUCUACAAUGAGAUACGGUGGAAACAAUGGCCCUUUCCGCACAAAUCUCCUAAAACAUUUCAAAAACAUUUUCGGUCUUUC